Molecule: messenger RNA, 525 nt
Organism: Papilio machaon (common yellow swallowtail)
Lineage: Eukaryota; Metazoa; Arthropoda; Insecta; Lepidoptera; Papilionidae
Gene: ND-13A
Product: NADH dehydrogenase [ubiquinone] iron-sulfur protein 6, mitochondrial
Exons: 3
Coding region: 131-493 (120 amino acids)
Biological process (GO): mitochondrial electron transport, NADH to ubiquinone
Source: RefSeq, a predicted model, not a curated record
UGUCAAGAUGACAUUGACAUUGUUAGUUCCGACCGAUUGCCACCGUGCAAAGACUCUUUGGUCUGGAAGCAAAUCAAAAAUACUAUUAUUCUUAAAUUGUUGAAGCUCAUCAGAUUUUAAAGUGAACAAUAUGUUGCAGAAAAGAGCUUCAUUGUUACUAUUCCAACAUUUUAAUCGGAGCAGAAUUCAAGCAAUUGGUAGUCGUUGCAUAACCAAUACGACAGAUGAUAUUUGCACCCAUACAGGACAAAAAUGGGAUGCUGAUGAUUACAGACUUGCUAGAUUCAUGAAUGCUCCAAAACAUGUUAAUCAAAAUUGGGCAGUUAAAUUAAUUGCAGAAGUGCCACCUAAAGAAGUAACUGAAAGAGUUGUUUGGUGUGAUGGAGGAAGUGGGCCAGAGGGUCAUCCAAGAGUCUACAUUAACUUGGAUAAACCUGGUGAUCACUCAUGUGGCUAUUGUGGUCUACGAUUUAUAAAAAAAGAAAGUCAUUAACCAAGUGGAAGAAAAUAUAAAUUUUUUGUUAA